Balaenoptera ricei (Rice's whale) is the source of this 1641-nucleotide messenger RNA. RefSeq names its product solute carrier family 16 member 6 (gene SLC16A6). The coding region runs from base 16 to 1641 and encodes 541 amino acids. The record is from RefSeq and is a predicted model, not a curated record. Gene Ontology annotation, molecular function: monocarboxylic acid transmembrane transporter activity. The transcript is spliced from 6 exons. NCBI's taxonomy places the organism in Eukaryota, Metazoa, Chordata, Mammalia, Artiodactyla, Balaenopteridae. Gene Ontology annotation, biological process: monocarboxylic acid transport; transmembrane transport.
CCGCGCUCGCAGCACAUGGUCGGCGGCGCGCCCCCGAGGCCGGCGGAGACCGGCUGCAGCCGAUUAAGAAUGACCCAAAAGAAAUCACAGCUUUGUUCCAGAGCCAAUGUUUAUACUCAAGUGCCUGAUGGAGGAUGGGGCUGGGUGGUAGCUGUUUCUUUUUUCUUCGUUGAAGUCUUCACCUAUGGCAUCAUCAAGUCAUUUGGUGUCUUCUUCAAUGACUUAAUGGACAGUUUUGAUGAAUCCAAUAGCAGGAUCUCAUGGAUAAUAUCCAUUUGUGUGUUUGUCUUAACAUUUACAGCUCCUGUGUCCACUGUCCUGAGCAUUGGGUUUGGACACCGUCUGGUGGUGAUGGUCGGGGGGCUGCUGGUCAGCGUGGGCAUGGUGAUCGCCUCCUUCUCACAGAAGGUCUACCAUAUGUACAUUGCCAUCGGCAUCAUCUCUGGUCUGGGAUACUGCUUUAGCUUUCUCCCAACUGUCACCAUUCUGUCACAGUACUUUGACAGAAGACGCUCUGUGGUCACGGCUGUUGCUUCUACAGGAGAAUGUUUCGCUAUGUUUGCUUUUGCACCAGCCAUCACGGCCCUGAAGGAGACCAUCGGCUGGAGGUACAGCCUCCUCUUCGUGGGCCUCCUGCAGCUCAACCUCGUGGUCUGCGGGGCGCUGCUCAGACCCAUCAUCAUCAGAGGACCCGGGACCCCCAAAACCACCGCCCACGAAAAUCGGAAAGAAGCGCAAUACAUGCUUGAGAACGAGAAAACCCGCACCUCGAUAGAUUCCAUUGACUCAGGAGUAGAACUAACUACCUCACCUAAAAGCGUGCCUGGUCACACGACCGUAGAGCUCGAGCCCACGGCCGACCUGCAGCAGAUCCUGGGCCAGCCCGGCUGCACGCCCGGCCGCCAGAAGGCCCCGCUGCUGGACUUCUCCGUUUUGAAAGAGAAAAGUUUUAUCUGCUACGCGUUUUUCGGUCUCUUCGUCACCCUGGGGUUCUUCGCCCCGUCCUUGUACAUCAUCCCCUUGGGCCUCAGUCUGGGCCUGGACCGGGACCGCGCUGCUCUCUUAUUGUCCGCGAUGGCGAUCGCAGAAGUGUUCGGGAGGAUCGGGGCUGGGCUGGUCCUGAACAGAGAGCCCAUCCGCAAGAUCUACAUCGAGCUCAUCUGCGUCGUCUUACUGACUGUGUCCCUGUUCGCCUUCACUUUUGCCACUGAAUUCUGGGGUCUCAUGUCCUGCAGCGUGUUUUCCGGGAUUAUGGUCGGGACGGUGGCGGGGACCCACAUCCCACUGCUCGCUGAGGACGACGUCGUGGGAAUCGAGAAGAUGUCUUCAGCGGCUGGCGUCUACGUCUUCUUCCAGAGCAUCGCGGGACUGGCUGGACCGCCCCUUGCAGGGCUGCUGGUGGACCAGAGCAGGAUCUACAGCAGAGCCUUCUACUCCUGCGCGGCUGGGAUGCUGGUGGCCGCUGUGUGCCUCGCCCUCGUGAGACCCUGUAAAAGGGGGCUGUGCCGCCGGCCCCGAGCCGGGGAAGGGAAGGCCGAGAGUCACCGUGCGAAAGCUUUACAAGACAUCCCAGAAGACUUUCUUGAAAUGGACCUGGGGAAGACUGAGCACAGAGCGCCUAUGAAAACGGAGCCCGUGUGA